Molecule: messenger RNA, 1935 nt
Organism: Haliotis rubra (blacklip abalone)
Lineage: Eukaryota; Metazoa; Mollusca; Gastropoda; Lepetellida; Haliotidae
Product: neuronal acetylcholine receptor subunit alpha-7-like
Exons: 1
Coding region: 95-1348 (417 amino acids)
Biological process (GO): nervous system process; chemical synaptic transmission; signal transduction
Cellular component (GO): synapse; neuron projection; membrane
Molecular function (GO): transmembrane signaling receptor activity; extracellular ligand-gated monoatomic ion channel activity; neurotransmitter receptor activity
Source: RefSeq, a predicted model, not a curated record
AACCCACUUUAUCGGAUUUGCUCCAUGACUCAUGGCACUACUGCCUCACAGCCUAACGGGAUACAUACAUUGCUGCUGAAGUACAAGGCAGAGAAUGUAUGUGUUGGGGCUGUUCAUAGAGCGAGGGGUGCGUAAACUCAAGGUAGUGACAUGUGGACUGUGUCUACUGUUGUUCCUGGGGGCAAGUAGAGGUCAGGACGACCACCAUGUACUUCGACUACACAAUGACCUCAUCAGAAACAACAACCCAAAUGUCAGACCAGUCAAGAACAGCAGUGACACUAUCACGAUCUCUUUAGAACUUCACCUUCUCAGCAUGUCCGACUUUGAUGAAGUUACUCAAACAGUGACAGCUAACGGGUUUUUCUUAGUUUCCUGGAAAGAUGAAUUUCUAACCUGGAACGCCAGCGAGUAUGGAGGAGUCAGUGAAAUAAAUCCUGACUAUGGGAAGGUUUGGAGACCUUACAUCACAAUUCGCAACCAAGUGGUUAAUGUUAAACCUUUAGGACUCGACUUUGGUGUCAUUAAAGUUACCGCCCAAGGAACUGUGACUUGGGCACCUGGCGAUACCUUCAAGACUUUCUGCCAAAUGGAUGUUACCAACUUUCCUUUGGAUGAACAAGAGUGUAUAUAUAUGACGUCUGAUUGGAAAAAUGGUCUGAAAGAAGUUGAUUUAAGACCGAUUAAUAACUCUAUAGGAUUAGAUUUAUUUAACUCUAACGGCCAGUGGGAUAUCACUAACACAUCUGCUUCAAGAAUUGUCCUUGAAAACAGUGGCAGAUGUAUUCCGUUUGUAUACUACAAAAUGAGCCUGAAGAGAAAGCCAUCUUUGGCGAUUCUGACAACUCUCCUGCCUGUCCUGGUGCUGGGAUUAGUGAAUGUGGUGGUGUUCCUCAUUCCUGUGGAGUCUGGCGAGAAGGUGUCCUUUGCCAUCACAGUGUUGCUAUCUUUCACUGUAUCCCUAUCCUUCGUCACUGGACUGCUGCCACAGAAUGGUGACUCGUUACCUAUGUUUACUAUCUUUCUUGUUGGCCUGUUUAUUAUGAGCUCUCUCUACGUGUUCCUGACCAUCUGGAUUGUGCAAGUGUUCCAUCGAGACGAAGCCAUCAGACCUGUUCCAUCGUGGAUGGGACGUAUGACAAGGUCCUGGGAGAGAUGCAUCUUUGGCACUCCUGCUGUUGGUACGGUGAUCCUGUCACUGGACAAGAAGUCGAAUGAAUCAUGGAAUCCACCACCAAUGACCUGGAAGCGAGUCAGCACAAUGAUGAGCAGGAUUUUCUUCUUUUUGUUUUUCAUGCUGUUCAUCAUAGCGACAGUGUGUGGUUUUCUGAAGAUAUCUUAUUUCUGAUGUAACGAAAACGACGAUUCCUGUAAAUAUUAACUGUCUGACCAUAGCAACCUAAGGACACAGAGAGAAUACUAUAGUGUAACAUUUAAUGAUUUGAAUGCCAAUUAGUGGGGAAUAUACAGGUGACUCGCACCAGAUACGGUGAUGCCCACAGUUGUACAGACAGGAGAAGAAUAUUUGUACAAUAUCAGUGUGUGUUGCUGACAACAUUCAAUGACUCUAUUAACAGUUCUGCUGUUUACCUAUUGACCUGGCAGUCGUCCAGUUCAUACUAUCAUUCUUAUAUUUCUGUCCUAGUAUUAAGGCAUAGAUGUUAUUAUAUUUGUUUGUUGAUGGUUGUUUCAAACGUUAUUUCUUCUGAAGUAUCACACGUAUGGCAAGGGUAUGUGUGUCCUUUUGCCAAACGUUAUUAUAUGUUUAUGGUAGUUCAAUAAUAGAAGAAGCUCUGCUGUUGAUGAAUAUAUGUGUCAGUGGGAGUACGGGGGUCUCGGUUCGGUAGAAUAACAGUUGGAGUGGCGUAUCCAUGUUCAGGACAUACAUCAGUUUAAUGUAUUCAUUACACAAUAAAGCCUCUUUAUUGAAACGUU